GGGGCCCGCACUCCCGAUCCCUGCGGCCAGUCGGCAUAGCACCCCGGGCUAUGCUUAGCGCGCACACCCCCGGGGCCGUGCCCCUGCGUCUCCCUGUCCCCAGCCCUUUAAGAGCUGCAGCAGCGCCGUGUGGCCACACCCGCCCGCUCCUGGGUUGGGCCCGUCCCCCUCAUUAAUAUGAAGGCUGAGGCGCCGGUGACUAAUGGGUAAUGAAGCUGUCACUCUGGCACCUACUUGUUGGGUGUUCGUGCAGUGCGGGCGCGCAGAGAGCGAGCCGAGCUGCCUGCGAACCAACGCUGCUACUGCGGGAGCGCUCUAGGCGGUCCGCGCUGACAGCCCAUGCCCUGCACCUUUCGGGGCGUUGGGGAAAAGCUUCCCGGGCAGCAGAGGAGCCUCCGCCUUGUGCAUGUAAAGAGCUUCGCCGUCGAUGCUCCGAGUUGCGGCCGGUCCAUGGCUGGUUUCCUCGCCCGUCUCUGAUCAGGCACCACUCGGCUCGGAGCAGCAGGCAUGCUGGGUUCUAGCAGGCGGCACUGGGCUCCCCGCGCAGCAGCACUGAGCCUGGUGCUGCUCCUAACUCUGUGGGUGCAGGUGUCCCAAUCCACUGGCUAUUUCGAGCUGCAGCUUAACUCGGUGAAGAAUGUAAACGGAGAAUUGUUGAAUGGGGAAUGUUGUGAUGGCAUGAAAAGUCCCCAGAACCUGAACUGUACCCGGGAUGAAUGUGAUACUUAUGUGAAAGUUUGUUUAAAGGAAUAUCAGGCCAAGAUCACUCCCAUUGGACCUUGCAACUACGGAUCCGGAUCUACCCCAGUUCUCGGUGGAAAUACUUUUUAUUUGAACAGCAACAAAUAUUAUCAGGGCAAAAAUCAUGACGUGGGCAGGAUUGUUAUACCUUUUCAGUUUGCAUGGCCGAGAUCAUUCACACUAAUAAUAGAAGCUUGGGACUGGGAUAACGAAACAAAAAAUGAUGAAGAGCUGUUAAUAGAGAGAAUGUCGUACGCUGGUAUGAUCAACCCUGAGGAUCGGUGGAAGACACUACCAUUUAAGGGGCAUGUAGCUCAUUUUGAAGUGCAAAUAAGAGUGAAGUGUGAUGAGAAUUACUAUAGCACGCGGUGCAAUAAAUUUUGUGGACCUCGGAAUGACUUUGUUGGUCACUACACAUGUGACCAAUAUGGAAACAAAGCCUGCAUGGAAGGUUGGAUGGGAGAAGAAUGUAAACAAGCUGUAUGUAAACAAGGAUGUAAUUUACUCCAUGGGGGUUGCAGUGUACCUGGGGAAUGCAAGUGUCAUUAUGGUUGGCAAGGACAGUUCUGUGAUGAGUGUGUUCACUACCCAGGCUGUGCUCAUGGGAGCUGUAAAGAACCGUGGCAGUGUAAUUGUGAAACCAACUGGGGUGGUCUGCUGUGUAACAAAGAUUUAAACUACUGUGGAAAUCACCACCCAUGCUUGAAUGGCGGAACCUGUAUGAACACGGAACCAGAUGAAUAUCACUGUGCUUGCCCAGAUGGUUACUCAGGAAAGAAUUGUGAAAUUGCUGAGCAUGCUUGUGUAUCAAAUCCUUGUGCUAAUGGUGGAAGCUGCCAUGAAAUUUCAUCAGGCUUCAAAUGCCAUUGUCCAUCAGGGUGGAACGGACCAACAUGUGCUGUUGAUAUUGACGAAUGUGAGUCUAACCCUUGUGCCCGUGGAGGGACCUGUGUUGAUCGUGUUAAUGGUUUUGAGUGUAUAUGUCCACAACAGUGGAUUGGAGCAACCUGCCAGCUUGAUGCUAAUGAGUGUGAGGGGAAACCCUGUCUUAAUGCUUACUCUUGCAAAAAUCUCAUUGGUGGAUAUUACUGUGACUGCAUUCCAGGAUGGAAAGGAGUAAAUUGUCAUAUCAAUAUUAAUGACUGUCAUGGACAAUGUGAACAUGGAGGGACUUGUAAGGAUGAAGUGAAUGGUUACCAUUGCUUAUGCCUUCAUGGUUAUCUAGGAAAAAACUGUGAGAUAGAAAUAAAUGAAUGUGCAAGCAAUCCAUGUCAAAAUGGAGGACACUGUGAGGACCUGGUCAAUGGAUUCCGUUGUCUAUGUCAGCAGGGCUUUGCAGGAGCUUUCUGUGAGAUGGAUGUUGAUUUCUGUGAACCUAACCCUUGCCAGAAUGGGGCUAAAUGCUAUGAUCUAGGAGGAGAUUAUUAUUGUGCUUGCUCUGAUGACUACGAUGGAAAGAAUUGUUCUCACCUCAAGGACCACUGCAAGAACAGUUCUUGCAAAGUAAUAGACAGCUGUACUAUAGAAGUAUUCACAAAUGCUACACAGGAAGGUAUCCGUUUCAUUUCAUCUAAUGUUUGCGGGCCUCAUGGACGGUGCAUUAGUCAGCCAGGAGGGAAUUUUACUUGUGCCUGUGAGAGGGGUUUUACUGGAACGUACUGCCAUGAAAAUAUCAAUGACUGUCUUGGAAAACCUUGCAAGAAUGGCGGGACUUGCAUUGAUGAAGUAGAUUCAUUUAGGUGUUUCUGCUUAAGUGGCUGGGAAGGAGAAUUGUGUGACACAAAUUUUAACGACUGUUCCCCUAAUCCAUGUCACAAUGGAGGCCGAUGUAUUGAUUUGGUGAAUGACUUCUAUUGUGAAUGUAAAAAUGGUUGGAAAGGCAAAACUUGCCAUUCACGUGAAUAUCAGUGUGAUGCCAAUACUUGUAGCAAUGGAGGAACAUGUUAUGAUGAUGGAAACACUUUUAGAUGUUCAUGUCCUUCAGAGUGGAAAGGGAGCACUUGCAACAUUGCUAAAAACAGCAGCUGUAUUCCUAACCCUUGCAUGAAUGGGGGAACCUGUGUUGGCAGUGGCGAUUCUUUUUCUUGCAUCUGUAAAGAAGGAUGGGAAGGACGUACAUGCACACAGAAUACCAAUGACUGCAACCCCCAUCCAUGUUACAAUGGAGGCAUCUGUGUAGAUGGUGUGAAUUGGUUUCGAUGUGAAUGUGCUCCCGGGUUUGCUGGUCCUGACUGCAGAAUUAACAUUGAUGAAUGCCAGUCCUCACCUUGUGCAUAUGGUGCCACUUGCAUAGAUGAAAUAAAUGGAUACAGGUGCACCUGUCCUCCUGGAAGAGUUGGCCCGAGAUGCCAAGAGGUGAUUGGUUUUGGAAAAUCUUGCUGGCUUAAAGGAAUGUCAUUUCCUCAUGGUAGCAGAUGGGAUGAAGAAUGCAACAACUGCCACUGUUUGGAUGGACAUUUUGACUGCACCAAGGUGUGGUGUGGGAGUAAACCAUGUUUAUUACAAAAACAUCAGGAUCAUGCAAACAAUUGGUGUCCCAUUGGUCAAGAAUGCCAAGAAAUAAUGUAUAUCAAAUGUUUUCAACCUCCUUGCACCAACUGGGGAGAAUGCAGCACAUCGGAGCCUCUACCUGUCAAUAUCAAGUGUCUGCCUAGUUCUGGAUAUUUAGACAAUAAUUGUGCCAGAAUUACUUUAAUUUUUAACAGAGACAAGGUACCUCAGGGCACUACAAUUGAAAACAUUUGCUCUGAAAUUCGAUAUUUACCAGCCACUCGGACUGUUUCUAGGGACAGGACUUUGAUAGUAUUGUGUGAUCUAGCAUACUCCACAGAGAAUGCCGUGGAAGUUGCUAUUUCUUUUAUCCCACACCAAGAUGAGCAAGAUAACAGUCUAAUACAGAACGCUGCUAAUACAAUAGUAAAUGCAAUCACCAAACGGCAAAAUAGCACUGUUAUGCUGGCAGUUACUGAAGUCAAAGUAGAGACCAUAGUUGUUGGGCAUUCAUCAUCCGAUUAUCUGGUUCCAAUACUUUGUGUAGUUUUUAGUAUUGUGUGGCUGACUUGUAUAAUCAUCUGUGUGUGGUGGACUCGAAAGAGAAGAAAAGAGCGAGAGAGAAAUCGUCCACCUAGAGAGGAGAGUACCAAUAACCAAUGGGCACCUUUAAAUCCCAUAAGAAAUCCUAUAGACAAACCUUACAGUAACAAAGACAUUCGUUACGAAUGCAAAAAUUUUAUAUCUCCUCGAAAAAGAACUUGUGAUGCAGUGGAGGAGUAUGUAGAAUAUGAGGAAGAGGAGGAGGAGGAGGAGGAAAGAGAAGUCGUAGAAAUGGACAAAUUUCUCACAAACAAACUCUCAAUGCCUUUGUCAGCAAAGGCAUCUGACACGUCGGAGAGCAGUCCAGUAAAGAAAUCCCAUCAUAUAAACAAAAUGGACAACAGAUCUGUAAAAAAUGUGAAUGCAUCAAACUUUGAAGGUGGUAGAGGCUAACCUGUAUUCAGAACAUAGGCGUACUGUGCCUACACUUUAAUGGGGAGGGGGAAAUUGACAUCUCCACUUUGCAUCAAGGACUAAAAUAUCUGGAGUCAAAUGUUCAUAGUUUCUUUAUUUUGC
This is a messenger RNA of Dermochelys coriacea (leatherback sea turtle), 4350 nucleotides long. RefSeq names its product jagged canonical Notch ligand 2 (gene JAG2). Gene Ontology annotation, biological process: Notch signaling pathway; multicellular organism development; cell communication. NCBI's taxonomy places the organism in Eukaryota, Metazoa, Chordata, Testudines, Dermochelyidae. The record is from RefSeq and is a predicted model, not a curated record. The transcript has 26 exons. Gene Ontology annotation, cellular component: plasma membrane; protein-containing complex. Bases 508 to 4227 code for a protein of 1239 amino acids. Gene Ontology annotation, molecular function: Notch binding; calcium ion binding.